Messenger RNA from Egretta garzetta (little egret), 441 nucleotides. Its product is annotated as neuropeptide-like protein C4orf48 homolog. Lineage: Eukaryota; Metazoa; Chordata; Aves; Pelecaniformes; Ardeidae. The coding region runs from base 117 to 401 and encodes 94 amino acids. The transcript has 4 exons. The record is from RefSeq and is a predicted model, not a curated record.
ACCACAUCCAGCUGAGCAGACUUCAGGAAAACCAUUCAGCAGACUUCAAGAGAGAUGAAUCAAAUGGCCCGGCUUUAAAAAACCUUACCUGGCGCAGAGUAGCACCCAUUCCCAAGAUGCUGGCACCCUACCUUCUGAGAAGAGUGGUCCUUGCAGUUCCUUUAGUUUUUGUGGUUGCACUGCUUCUCGCAGAGCCUGUUAGGUCUGAUCAAGAAGCGGGAACAGCCAUACCAGCUGAAAGUCGUCCCUGUGUUGACUGCCAUGCAUUUGAGUUCAUGCAGAGGGCUCUGCAGGAUUUAAAGAAGACGGCAUAUAAUCUAGACACGAGGACAGAAACUCUGCUUCUUCAGGUGGAAAAGAGAAAUCUGUGUGACUGUGUAACUGCGAAUCUGCUGAACUGAACCCCGGAGGCCAGCUAAGGAGUGUCGCCGGCUCAGCAGU